AUGAGCCCUCUCAGAGGGAGAUCGCCGAACACGAGGCGAUGGGACACGCGACUUACCGCAGCUGGUGUCGCGUGUGUAUUGCGGCAAAGGGCCAAGGCCAGCCGCAUCUCCGCGCCGGAGGACGACGAGACAGCGGUGCCGGUGGUCUCGUCCGACUACGCCUUCAUGGGCCAGGACGACGCGGACACCAUGCCGAUGCUGGUCCUUAGGGAUCGGCGCUCGAAGAUGAUGGCGGCGACAUUCGUGGAGAAGAAGGGCGACGACGCCUACGCCAUCAAGUUCUUCGCACGCUUCUUGCGGAUCCUGGGCUACAGGAAGAUCGUCAACAAGUCCGACGGCGAGCCGGCGAUCCUGCUGGUCAAGAGGCGUGCGGUGGAGGAGGUUCCUGGCCUCGAGGCCAUUCCCCAGGAGUCGGCACCGGCCGAUCAUCAGGCCAAUGGGGAGAUUGAGGUCACGGUGCGCGAGAUCAAGAAGCAGGUGCGGGCGCUCAAGAUGGACCUGGAGUCCAAGCUGGGCGUCAAGGUGGAGGACAAGCACCCGGUGCUAGCGCACCUGCCGGAGCACGCCGCAUCGGUAAUCAACCGAUACCGGCGCGGCCAGGACGGCAAGACCGCUCUUCAGCGGCUCACGGGACGGCAGUGGAGGAAGCCGGUCCCGCUCUUCGGCGAACGCUUGAUGGCGCGGUUCGCCGGGGAACGCGUGAGGAAGAACGCGCUGGAGGAGCAGAUGGUGGAGGCUCGCUACAUCGGCCACCACCCGCGCGACAGCUCGAUGAUGGUCAUCACGAGCGACGGCGUGAAGAAGGCGGUCGGCUUCCGCAGCCUGCCGCAGAGCGAGAAGUGGAUCACGGCGGGCUGGGAUGGCCUGAAGGGCCUGCCGUGGGACGUGGCUCCGCGUGCGGCAAGCGCGCCGCGGGCCAUCGUCGGACCUGGAGAGGUCGGUCCGUCACCAAUUGUGGUGGUGUCGCCGCAGCCGCAGGCGCCGAGGAGGAUGUACGUCCUCAAGGCGGACAUCGAGCGGCUGGGCGCAACGCCGGGAUGCCCAGGGUGCGUCUCGAUCGCUAAGCACGGCCGGGUGCUGGCUGGCCACGCGCACAACGCGGUGUGCAGCAAGAGGAUCUUCGAAGCGCUGGACGCGGAGGAGGCAGGCCGGGAGAGGACCGGCCAGUAUCGAGAGCGGAGGCAGGGCCAAGAGGCCAGAGUCCGACCGGCGGCAUCGGCCGCGGCAGGGACCCCUCCGCCGAAGACGGCUCGGAGGAUCACCGAGCCGGUGGCAGCGGCGGCAGCGGCAUCGGCCGCGCCGGCCGCGACCCGCUCGGCAGCAGCGCCAGCCGUGGCAGCCACGGCGGCGCGCCUGCGAGAGAGCCAGCCGGUAGCACCGGGCUUCGGCGUGGCGGCUCCUUCAGGAGGAGCGAGCUCCAGUUCGGGAGCGGCGCGAGCGGCAGAGGCCGCCGCGGAUGUCGACAUGACCGCGGCUAGGUCGCGGCUGAAGCGCUCGGCAGAGGUGGCCCCGGAUGAUGUGCCGGAGGCCCUCGAGCGCGGUGAUCCACAGCCGGCAGACGUGCCGGUACCGGUGGACAUGGAGGAUCUCGCGGCGCAGCCGGCGCCGGCGGAAGGACCUCAGCUGCCAGCUGGAGUGGCAGUCGUGUGGAACGCCAGUGAGGGGAGGCACAUGCGGGUGCUCGCCCUCGAUGCGGCGUCGAUCGAGCUGGUUGAGCUCGGAGUGCUGACGAGAGCGAAGGCGGAGUUGCUCCCGCUCGUUCGCGAACAGGUCAGCGGCCAUUGGGCCAGCGCCGGCGUGGACAUCGCCGACGAGGAGGUGGACAGCAUCGCCCUAUCGGCGUUGCAGCUGGGCGCCGUGGACGUGGCCGAGGUGCACUCGCCACAUCGGUUCUCGGCUCGGGCAGCGGAAUUUCAGCUGCGCCCGGGCUUCGCGGCGGACCUGGAGGAACUCAAGGAGGACGGGACGCCGUGGGACUUGCGGCGCCCCGAAGAUGUCAAGGAGCUCGAGAAGCAGCAGGAGCGGAUGGAUCCCAUCCUGCUCACGGGGUCCCCUCCAUGCGAGAAGUUCAGCUUGCUGAGGGGCCUGAGCGCCAAGUUCAGGACCGAUGAGCAGGAGGCGGCUGAGAUGGAGGAGGCCAGACACCACCUGAAGGUGGCAGUCGACGCCUACUGGCGUCAGCUCAGGAAGCCAGGCAGGUACUUCUUGCAUGAGCAUCCCUGGAGCGCGCGAUCGUGGAAUGAGGACAUCGUCAAGGAGCUGGUCGCGCAUCCAGGAGUCUUCACGGUCAAAGGCCCCAUGUGUCGGUGGGGCAUGAAGCUCACGAACCCCCGCAAUGGCCAGGAGGAGUUCGUGCGCAAGGAGACCGGAUGGGUCACCAACCAUCCAGGCCUAGCCCGGAGGCUGCAGGGCACUUGCAGCAAUGUGGACGGCCGCGCGGAAUGGCAUCGCCACAUCACGCUCGUGGGCGGCAUCGCGCGGUUCGCGAAGGUCUAUCCACCGAAGUUGGUGGAGGCGGUGCUGGAGGAGCUCAAGGACACGCUGAAUGACGUGGGAGAGCUCAGCACCGCCCAGGUGCAGCAGUCGGGCCCAGUCCCUGUGGACGCGGCAGUGCCGCCCGGGGACUGGACGAGUUACUGGGACGACGUCAAUGGCGGCUACCUGGAGGCGGGCCUUGUGGCCCAGGCUCGCACGGUCGAGCGCGAGUGGGUCAAGAAGCAGGAGCUGAUCGAGAUCGUCCCGAGGUCUCAGGAGUCGCUUCGCAAGAAGGGCAGGAAGCCGGGCAACUUCAAGAUCGGCUUCUUCGACAUCAGCAGGGCGCACUUCUACGGGAAGGCGCAGCGGAGGAUCUUCGUGGAGCUGGAGGAGGAGAGUCGCAAGGAGUACGGCGAGGACAAGUGCGGCCUACUCCUCAAGUCCUGGUACGGCACGCAGGACGCCAGCAAGAUCUGGCAGGGCGACUACACGGAGCUGCUGGAGGAAAACGGCUACAAGGCGGGCGUGUCGUGCCCAGCGGUCUUCUACAAGGAGGUGGACGAGACGAGGCUGCUGGGGCACGGCGACGACUUCGCGGUGCUGGCUCAGCAGCAGGACAUCGACAGCUUCGAGGCCACGCUGGGCAAGAAGUACGAGUUCAAGAAGACUGCGAACCUAGGCUUCGACGAGGGCGAUGACAAGCAGGCGGUCUUCCUGAAUCGGGUCAUCGAGGUCAGUGCGGGAGUUCCGCCUGGCGGUGGCCGGCCUUGCCGGCAUGCGAUGAUCGAGCCGGAUAAGCGGCACGCGGAGAUCGUGAUCGACGAGUUGGGUCUCAGCAAGGCCAACGGCGUGGACACGCCGACGGAGAAGCGCAGCGCCGACAAGCAGAUGAUGGAUGCGAAGUCGGCGGCGUUGGGAGCAGCGGAAGCUUCGCGCUUCCGAUCCCUCACCAUGAGGGUGGCCUACCUGUCUCAGGACAGGCUGGACUUGGCUGAGGCAUCGAAGACGCUCGCCAGGUCCAUGCAGACGCCAACGGAGGCGAGCUGGCUCAUGCUCAAGAGGGUUGGCCGCUACCUCAAGCGGCAUCCUAGCACGGUGACGGUUUUCACGGAGCAGAAGACGUUCGACAAGAUCCGGGUGUACGUGGACUCCGAUCAUGCAGGCUGUGCAGUCACGCGGAAGAGCACCGGAGGCUUCGUGGCGAUGCUGGGGCAUCAUGUAGUCAAGCACGGCAGUAACCUGCAGUCGACGGUUUCAUUGAGCAGCGGGGAGAGCGAGUACUACGCCCUGGUGAAGGGCGGGAGCGUGGGCCUAGGCCUUCACAGCCUCUUCGCAGAUUGGGGGCUGGACCUGAAGGUGGAGCUUGCCUCGGACUCAUCGGCGGCCCGGGGCCACGUCCAACGGCGAGGUCUCGGGAAGAUGCGACAUGUUCAAUCACGAUACUUGUGGAUCCAGGAGCGUGUUGGCAAGGGCGACCUCUCGAUCGCCGCAGUUCCUGGCAAGAACAAUGUCGCGGACGUGCUGACCAAGAGCGUGGGUGGCUCCCUUUUGAGGAGACACAUGGCUACGCUGAACAUCUGGGAUCGGGCACCGAGCUCGAACCAGAAGGACAUCAAGUGA
This is a messenger RNA of Prorocentrum cordatum, 4095 nucleotides long. NCBI's taxonomy places the organism in Eukaryota, Dinophyceae, Prorocentrales, Prorocentraceae. The record is from the annotation of a GenBank genome assembly.